UUCUUAAAAAAAUAACUUGCAAAUACCAUAUUGCCCUAUUGUGAAUGAUGAAUAACCAAAGAAACAAAGCGAUAAGAUAAGCCAUUUUCAAUUUCCACCAUCAUCACCAUGGAAGCCACUGCAACAUUACUCAGCUUUUCUCUUCCAUCCACCAAAACCCAAUCUUUUCAAAUCCUAAACCGACCCAUUAACCCAUUCAACCCACCCACUUCCUUCAAACCAAGACCCAUUUCCAAAACCCACCGUUUUCUCCCUUCCAUCAACGCCGCAAUUUCACGCACAAGGAAGGAAGAAACAGUUGAAACCGUUAAAGAUCAGCUCGAAAACUGUUACCUUCUCGCUGGAAUCAACUACAAAGGUUUGACAGUGAAGCAAUUUCAAGAACUUCGAAAAUCUCUUCCAGAAACAACGAGUCUUUUGGUUGCUAAGAACACUUUGGUGUAUAAAGCACUUGAAGGAACUCAAUGGGAAACGCUGAAACCAUGUAUGAAAGGUAUGAAUGUGUGGUUAUUUGUUCAUACUGAAGAAAUUCCUUCUGCUAUUAAGCCUUAUAGAGAUUUUCAGAAAGAGAGAAAGCUUGAAGAGAAUGAUUUUACUGGUGCUGUUUUUGAAGGAAAAUUUUAUGGUCCUGAUGAGGUUAAGAAACUUGAAACUUUGCCAACACGUGCUGAGAUUUAUGCUAAUUUGUUAGGGUCUUUGAAAAGUCCUUCUUCUGCUUUGGUUACUACUAUUCAAGCACCUGCUAGAGAACUUGUUUUGGUUCUUAAGGCACAUAUUAAGAAGCUUGAAGAACAGGAACAGGGUAGUGCUGUUUAAUAGAUAAGUUUUUUCAAUCUUAUUUGUAUCUUAAUUUUACAAGUUUAUACAUUUAUGAUGUUACAAUGUGGCUUUUGUUUAUUGCAUUUGAGUAAGUAUGUUUAUGUUUAUGUUUAUGUUC
Messenger RNA from Trifolium pratense (red clover), 937 nucleotides. RefSeq names its product 50S ribosomal protein L10, chloroplastic. Lineage: Eukaryota; Viridiplantae; Streptophyta; Magnoliopsida; Fabales; Fabaceae. Gene Ontology annotation, molecular function: structural constituent of ribosome. The transcript has a single exon. Gene Ontology annotation, biological process: translation. Gene Ontology annotation, cellular component: large ribosomal subunit. The record is from RefSeq and is a predicted model, not a curated record. Bases 109 to 816 code for a protein of 235 amino acids.